AUGCCAAAAAUUAAAGGAAAGGCAAAGGCAAAUAAAGUACAGGAACACAAGAAUGACAGGAGGAAAAAACAAGCGUCUUUUAUUGCUGAACAAGAUGACUUUGAUCUUGAUGCAGCUGUUAAUGAACUGAUCUGGCAAUCUCAACAGCCUGCUUCUGAAACAAAACCUCAUAUCAAUCCUACAGUAGAAUGUCCUAUAUGCUCUCAAUUGUACCCAAGAAACAAAAUAGAACUACAUGCUUCUGACUGUACAGGAGGCUUUGUGGAUGAUGCACCCAGUACAAGCAAGAAGAGGAAUACUAUUGCUACAGGUGUUGCCUUGAAUGAAGCCAAACGAAAAAAAACAAAGAGCACCUUUGUAGAAAAUGUAAAUUAUUAUGUUGAAUCAGAUGAUCUGCUUGCUGUUGAUGGCGUUGGUUUUAGCAAUGAAGUAACUGACUCAGGAUGGGAGACAAGAGGACAGAUACGAUUCACAUAA
This is a messenger RNA of Rhizopus microsporus ATCC 52813, 477 nucleotides long. RefSeq lists its product as uncharacterized. Bases 1 to 477 code for a protein of 158 amino acids. Lineage: Eukaryota; Fungi; Mucoromycota; Mucoromycetes; Mucorales; Rhizopodaceae. The transcript is spliced from 3 exons. The record is from RefSeq and is a predicted model, not a curated record.